GUAAAUGUUCUCAUUUGGGGUCCAAGAAAAAUGGGAGGUUGCUUUGCUAUGAUGAGUAACCAUGGGGCGAAGUUUGGUUUGGCUGAAGAUUGUCUUCCUGGGAAAUAUCUCCCGCAGGUGACAAUGAAAAGGGAAAACAGCAUCAUGUGGACGAUGGACCUGACCUUGGUCAACGGGGACUGCAGCGACCCGGAGCCUCCCUCCGAGGGGAGCAAAGUGACAGAUGCCAAUCAGACGGAAAGCGUGACCUCUGGGAUAAAGGACGAGGAAGAGGAGGAGGAGGAAGAAGAGGAGGCUGAUGACAUCCCCAAACAAGCCCGGGAGGUCCCGGUACGAGGAAGCCCUGGCUGGGAGAAGAGCCUGAGACAGAAACCGGCGCCCCGGAUCGUCUUCCAGGCGGGGCCCGUUUCGCAGGAGAAGAAAGUCAAAGACGACAUGGAAAGCAUAGAAGGCUUCAAGGAACGGCACAAAAUCCGGCACUCCAAAAGGAUUUCUGGAUUUAUCCCGAUAAACUACUCGGAAGAGAAUUCCAGGCAGCAGGAGAAUACCGAGGUCCAAAAUGGUUGUGACUAUCGACCAGCAAGAAGGAUGCCAGAGUAUCAGGACGGGAAAGGCUUUGGAAUCGGGGAACUGGUCUGGGGGAAGAUCAAAGGUUUCUCUUGGUGGCCGGCUAUUGUGGUGUCCUGGAGGACCAAUUCCAACCGCCAGGCGGCCCCCGGCAUGCGCUGGGUGAAAUGGUUUGGGGAUGGAAAGUUUUCGGAGAUCUCCACUGACAAACUGGUGGGGCUGGUAUAUUUCCGGGAACAUUUCAACCCUACCACGUUUCAGAAGUUGGUGUCCUACCGACAAUCCAUUCUCCACGUUUUGGAGGUUGCAAGCAGCCGAGCGGAGAAGACCUUCUCCACCGUUACCGGGGAAUCUCUGGAUGAGAAGCUGAAACCCAUGAUGGACUGGGCCAACCAGGGAUUCAAGCCCAUGGGAGAGAAGGGGCUAAGACCCCCCAAGACAUUAGAUGUUAAACCGUUUCCCACCAUCAUCAUAGAGGACUCGAGCCCCCCAGAUCCUGCGCCGCCACCCAAGCGACCUAAGACCAAUGGGUCUAGCAGUACCAACAGUAAGGAGACACCCGAGAACCGAUCCAGAGAACGGAUGGUUUCUGAAGCCAAAAAUAACAAAAGUUGCUUGGAAGACAGCUGCCUGUCCUGUGGGAAGAAGAACCCGGUGACUGACCACCCACUCUUUGAAGGGGGACUUUGCAGGACGUGCCAGGAUCGCUUUCUGGAACUUUUCUACAUGUAUGAUGACGAUGGAUACCAGACGUACUGCACCAUCUGCUGUGAAGGCAGCGAGUUACUUCUCUGUGACAGUGCCAGUUGUUUCAGCUGUUUUUGCGUGGACUGUUUGAACACCUUGGUGGGACGGGGGACGGCAGAAGCUGCCCGGAAGGAAGAGCCGUGGAACUGCUAUAUGUGCCGGCCGCAACAGCGUUACGGCGUCCUGCUCCGACGACGGGAUUGGAAUACACGCCUGAAGGAGUUUUUCACCAACGAGGAAGGGCAGGAAUACAAGGCACCCAAAAUCUACCCUGCCAUCCCAGCCACAAAACGGAAGGCCAUCCGAGUGUUGUCUCUCUUCGACGGCAUCGCUACAGGUUACCUGGUCCUGCGGGAUCUCGGCAUCAAGGUGGAGAAAUACAUCGCCUCGGAGAUCUGCGAGGACUCCAUCUCGGUGGGGACAGUGCGGCAUGAAGGAAACAUCAGAUACGUGCAUGACGUUAGGAACAUCACCAAGAGACACCACGACUUUGGGAAGAUGUGGGGUCUGUGUGUGGGUGCGGAUCGCAGAGUCUCAUCGAUCUUUUCUCUUUCCAGGCCCGUGGUGGCCUCCAAGGGAGACAAGCUGGAGCUGCAGGAUUGCCUGGAGUACAGUCGGAGGGCGAAGAUGAAGAAAGUCCGCACCAUCACGACGAAGUCCAACUCCAUUCGGCAGGGGAAGAGCCAGAUGCUGCCUGUGUCCAUGAACGGGAAGGACGACGAUUUGUGGUGCACAGAGUUGGAAAGGAUCUUUGGCUUCCCUCUCCACUACACCGACGUGUCCAACAUGGGUCGUCAUGCACGUCAGAAGCUGCUUGGGAGGUCGUGGAGCGUCCCGGUUAUCCGUCACCUCUUUGCUCCCCUGAAGGAUUAUUUUUCCUGCGAUUAGGCCGCAGGGAUCCUGCGGUCUCCUGGGUGGAAGGAGAAGAGCCAAGACCCCACCCCCCGCUCCUUGACCGCCCCCCCUCCGUUAAAGGAGGCCUUCUCCGCAGAAAAAAUUAUUUUCUAUCCACGCCUUUCUUCCAAGCUUGUCCGACUUUUGCGUUUCCGUUGUGCCAACA
This is a messenger RNA of Pseudonaja textilis, 2374 nucleotides long. Lineage: Eukaryota; Metazoa; Chordata; Lepidosauria; Squamata; Elapidae. The record is from RefSeq and is a predicted model, not a curated record.